AUGAUUGGAAUUACCACUUCAAGAGAAGUGUGGAAUACUUUAAAGCAGAGGUUUACCUCAACUUUAAGGGCUAACAAACUCAAUCUGAAGUUGGAACUUCAAAGUCUCAAGAAAGGUUCAGAUUUAGUGAACAACUUUCUGUUGAAGACUAAGAUCGCUCGUGACAAACUUCUUGCAGUUGGAGUAGUGGUGGAUAAUGAAGAACUCAUCUGCAUUGUUCUUCGAGGUCUACUCAAGGAUUUUGCUCACUUUUAUUCAGCAAUCCGUACUAGGAGUGAACCAAUUACCUAUGAACAGCUCUCGAUUAUGCUGCAGAGUGAAGAACAGGCCAUGACAGAGAAUCUUGAUAGCUUUUCACACUCUCUAGCCAUGUUUGCUUCUGGAAAUAAGGGCUCCAUUAGCUCUCAUCUCCAGCCACACAACCAUGGUGGUUUCAAUGGUGGCUCUAAUAGAGGAAGAGGAAGGAGCAAUGGUAAUAGAGGUAGAGGUGGAGGAAGGUUCAACAACAGUCAUGGUGGUGGUUAA
This is a messenger RNA of Quercus robur (English oak), 525 nucleotides long. RefSeq lists its product as uncharacterized. The transcript has a single exon. The coding region runs from base 1 to 525 and encodes 174 amino acids. NCBI's taxonomy places the organism in Eukaryota, Viridiplantae, Streptophyta, Magnoliopsida, Fagales, Fagaceae. The record is from RefSeq and is a predicted model, not a curated record.